This is a messenger RNA of Arabidopsis thaliana (thale cress), 821 nucleotides long. RefSeq lists its product as uncharacterized. NCBI's taxonomy places the organism in Eukaryota, Viridiplantae, Streptophyta, Magnoliopsida, Brassicales, Brassicaceae. The record is from RefSeq and is marked reviewed. The transcript has a single exon. Bases 273 to 479 code for a protein of 68 amino acids.
UAAAAGUUGAAAAAGAACCAAAAACAGAUCCCAAUAUAUCCAAUCACAGCUGCACAUCUCGAAAAUGUAACAUGACUAAAUUAAACCAUCACCGUUAAUUUUAAAAACAUCCAACACAUCAAAAACACAUCUGUAAACUCGCAUGGACCACAUCAAUCCUCUCAUGCCCAUCAUUUCCGCCAUAAAAGCUUUACCUUUUUUCCACAAUUAGCCAGGUACACACUAAUUCGACACUAGUAGAAUCUUACACACACACACUAGAAUCCACUUCAAUGCCGUCAUCUAUCCGCUGGUGGUGGCCGAUCCAUUUCACUUCAUCUGGAUCUGUACCAAGGUGGCUGAGUUGGCGUCGACCGGAGCUGAGUUUAUUGUCUGUGGUGGUCGACGACGUUGUGUGGAAAGUUGUUACGGCGUUCGAGUCGGUGGCCUUGGUCUCCAUGCUCUGUUUCUUCUUCCUCUUUUGUGGCUGCACCGUCUAGUUUUGAUUUUACUUAAUCUCGUUAAGAUUUUUUGUAUUUUUUUGUGAACGGUGUUUUAUCACCGGAAAGUUUUGAAUUGUUUUUUUUUCUUUUUAAUUUUUAGCUGCGUCACCGUGUGGUAGUGGCGGAGAAAUUUAUGUUAGUGAUUCAAAAGGAGGCGCGUGAUGCUCACUCGAGAGUUAUGAUCAUUUGUGUUUAGUUUUGGUUUCUUUUGAAGGAUGAUUAUGUUAUGUUAGGUUCGAAUCUUGUGAACCAGAAAAAACAAAAACCUAUGGUUUCUAUAUUAAGAAAGCUGUAAAAUCGAAAUCGUAAUGGGAUUUUGAAAACGGAUAUUACAUAGUU